AUGCUGGGCACUGUGGAAAACCACCGUCUGACCAUCGGAGAAGGCCUCCGCAGCUGGACACACUGCAAGAAGUACUGCGUCCAGAACGCGUUCCUGAUUUUAAACGUGGUAGCUGUCACUUUAGGGAUUACACUCGGCUUACAUCUGAAACUCAACAAGGAUCUGAGCCCCCACGAGAAAGCGUUGAUCGCCAUCCCAGGAGAUCUACUGAUCCGGAUGCUGGAGCUGGUCUCCAUUCCACUGGUCACGACCAGUGUGGUACUUGGAAUAUCUGGCCUGAAUAAUGACGUCACCAAGAAGAUCUCCUUUCGCUCGGCAGGGUUCAUUUUGGUCACAACCACCGUGUGUUCGUCUCUAGGAAUUUCGUUGGUCACCCUGUUUAAGCCUGGAGCGGGCCAGACGGGUCAAGGUGAGCUAGUACACGAGGCUCACAAGUACUCCCUGUGGCAUGGGUUGUUCGACCUACUGAGAAACCUGAUGCCACAGAAUCCCCUCCAGGCUUGCUUCCAACAUUACAAGACUGUGAGGCAGCCGUUUCCGUCCAAUGGAACAUGCCUGGAAACGAGGGCAGGUGAAAUGACAAUGGUGGGUAGCUACGAAGACGGAGUCAACAUGCUGGGCGUGAUGACGUACUCCUUUGUUUGCGGACACAUCCUGCAGAAUAUGGAAGGCAAAAGCAGAAUCCUCCUUGACCUCAUUGCCGUCAUCGCCGUGGCCAACAGAUAUGUGGUCAACAUCAUUCUGGGCUACUUGCCGAUCGGAGUGCUCUUCAUGAUCAUCAGCAGUAUUCUUGACCUUGCCGACUUUGAUAGUCUCUUUGGAAUGGCAAAGUUCAUGGGUGUGAUUAUGUUCGGACUGGCGCUCCAUUCAGUGGUAAUUCUACCGUCGUUGUACUAUCUGUUAGUGAGAAAGAACCCUUGGAUUGUCUAUAAAGGGGUUUAUCCUGCCCUAAUCGCUGCAUGGUUCAUAUCCUCCAGCUCCGCCACACUGCCCAUAACUUUGCGCUGCUGUGAGGAGAGUAACAUGAUUGACCAUAGAAUCACCCGCUUCAUGCUGCCCAUCGCCACCACUGUCAACAAGGACGGGACGGCCCUGUACGAGGCAGCCGCUGCACUUUUUGUUGCACAAUACCACAAUAUCCAUCUGACCACGGGCGACCUAAUCACUAUCAUGGUGACUUCGGUGGUCUCCAGUCUGGGAUCAUCAGGGCUCCCAGCGGUGGGAGCCGUGACCACCGUCUUUGUCUUGUCCUCAGUGGGCAUACCUGUGCAGUAUGGCAUCAUCUUGGUGACGAUGGAAUGGCUGCUAGACCGCUGCAACACUGUGGUCAAUGUGUUGGGAGACUGCUUCAGCAUGUCACUGGUCCACCAUAUGUCCCAAAAUGACCUGAUACAAGGGAUCAUCUCAUGAAAAUGCUGAGGAACACAUCCAGGAUACGCAGUUCUGUUCCACAGCAGCUGAUGAUUCCCUUUGCAAAAGGUUUUUUGUAGUGUAGUAGUAUUAAUAGUAAUGUCAUU
Messenger RNA from Pungitius pungitius (ninespine stickleback), 1517 nucleotides. RefSeq names its product excitatory amino acid transporter 3-like. Gene Ontology annotation, molecular function: L-glutamate transmembrane transporter activity; L-cysteine transmembrane transporter activity; glutamate:sodium symporter activity. The record is from RefSeq and is a predicted model, not a curated record. Gene Ontology annotation, biological process: L-glutamate transmembrane transport. Bases 1 to 1410 code for a protein of 469 amino acids. The transcript is spliced from 13 exons. Lineage: Eukaryota; Metazoa; Chordata; Actinopteri; Perciformes; Gasterosteidae. Gene Ontology annotation, cellular component: plasma membrane.